AAAAAAAAAAAAAUCUAUUUAAAAAUAAUUCAAGUAUGUCAACAGGUAUUAACUUGGGCUUAGAAAGAAUAUUUUCUCUCUUAGAAUUAAUAAAUAAUCCACAUAAACGACUUUCAGUAAUUCAUAUAGCUGGUACUAAUGGUAAAGGUUCAACAUCAGCGUAUAUAGAUUCAAUUCUUUUACAAUCAGGUUAUAAAACUGGAAGGUUUAAUUCGCCACAUUUGCUUGAACCUCGCGAUUCAAUUAGAAUAAAUGGGUUGCCGAUAUCAAAAGAAGAUUUCUUAAAAACAAGUGAAAUUAUAACGAAUGUAAAUUCCACUAAUAAUUUAGAGUCAAGUCCAUUUGAAAUAUUAACAGCUAUAUCUUUAUAUUGGUUUGAUAAACAACAAGUAGAUGUUUCUAUAGUCGAAGUUGGAUUGGGUGGAAGAUUAGACGCGACAAAUGUUUUUGAUAAUGUUUUAUCAAGUAUUAUUACUUCUUUAGGAAUGGAUCAUACAAAUUUUUUGGGCGAUAAUAUUGAAUCUAUUGCAAAAGAAAAAGCUGGAAUUAUGAAAAAAAAUGGAAAUGUUAUUAUUGCCCCACAGAUUGAAGAAAAAGCUUUAGAUACAUUAAAGAGAUGUGCUGAAGAAGUUGGUUGUGCAAAAAUUUUACUUGUUGAUGGUGCAAAAUGGGAACAAGAACGAUCAGGAUUAGCUUCAACUAAAUUUUUAGAUAAUACAUAUAUUAAAAUUAAUAUUCCACUACCUGGGGAUAUUCAAUUAGAAAAUUCUGCUACUGCUAUUUUUGCUAUAGAUCUCUUAAGAAAGACCGAAAAGAAAUUUGCAAAUAUAACUAAUAAAGAUAUCAUUGUUGGAAUAGAAUCAACUAAGUGGCCAGGAAGAUUACAGUGGAUAGAUGCUUCUAUAUUAUCGAAUGUUCUUGAAUUUUCUGUAACUUCUAAUCUUUUGAUUGAUGGUGCUCAUAAUCCACAAGCUGUAAAAUCAUUAAGAACAUUUAUCGACAAACAAUAUGAGAAUAAAUUAAUUAAAAUUCAUUGGAUAUUUGCUGCUACAAAAGGAAAGAAUAUUACAGAAAUUUUUGAAAUUUUAUUAAAUGAUAAUGAUUUGUUAACAGCUGUCGAUUUUUCACAGGUGGAAGGUAUGCCAUGGAUAAGUUGUUAUGACCCUAAAGAAAUCAUAAAAGUUGCAAGGGAUGUGAAAGAAAAUAUUGACACUUUUGUUGCUGAAAAUUUAAGAGAAGCACUUUAUCAUGCUUAUACAAAGUGUAACAAAGAAGGUGGA
Molecule: messenger RNA, 1280 nt
Organism: Rhizophagus irregularis DAOM 181602=DAOM 197198
Lineage: Eukaryota; Fungi; Glomeromycota; Glomeromycetes; Glomerales; Glomeraceae
Biological process (GO): folic acid-containing compound biosynthetic process
Cellular component (GO): cytoplasm; mitochondrion; cytosol
Molecular function (GO): dihydrofolate synthase activity; ATP binding; tetrahydrofolylpolyglutamate synthase activity
Source: RefSeq, a predicted model, not a curated record